This is a messenger RNA of Schizosaccharomyces octosporus yFS286, 2901 nucleotides long. RefSeq names its product homocysteine methyltransferase. Gene Ontology annotation, molecular function: zinc ion binding; 5-methyltetrahydropteroyltriglutamate-homocysteine S-methyltransferase activity. The record is from RefSeq and is a predicted model, not a curated record. NCBI's taxonomy places the organism in Eukaryota, Fungi, Ascomycota, Schizosaccharomycetes, Schizosaccharomycetales, Schizosaccharomycetaceae. The coding region runs from base 273 to 2570 and encodes 765 amino acids. The transcript has a single exon.
GGCUGGGGUCAUCGGACAUAUAUAAGGUCAGAUCAACCCAUCCUCACUUGUCCUGCACGACACGCAUCAAAGGUAAAGCAAAUUCUCUUCGUUCCCUCAGGAAGAAGUUUCUUUUCCUUUUCUGUUCAUUUCAUUUUUAAUAAUAUAUUUUUUUUGUCCUGAAAAAAAUAUACCCUAAUUGUUAUAUCCGGAUUAGUGAUCUGCUAUAGACUCAUUAAUCAUUUCAUACAUCUACUAGUACUUAAAUCUUUUUUCACAUAAAAACAUUCAGUAUGGUUCAAUCUGCUGUCUUGGGUUUCCCCCGUAUCGGUAAGAACCGUGAAUUAAAAAAGGCUACUGAAGCCUACUGGAGUGGUAAGAUCUCUGCCGAGGAGUUGCAAACUUCCGCUAAGAACUUGCGUUUGGAUCAUUGGAAGCUUCAAAAGGAUCAAGGUGUUGACAUUGUUCCUUCUAAUGACUUCUCUUUCUACGAUCAAAUUAUGGACCAUUCCUUCACUUUCAACGCUAUCCCUGAGCGUUACCUUAAGUAUGAUUUAAGUCCAUUGGAUACCUAUUUCGCCAUGGGUCGUGGUAUGCAACGCCCCGCCAUUGAUGGCAAGCCUGCUGUCGAUGUUCCCUCUCAGGAAAUGGUCAAGUGGUUCGAUUCAAACUACCACUUUUUGAGACCCGAAGUUUCUGACAAGACCGAGUUCAAGUUGAACUCUACUAAGGCUGUCGAUGAGUUCCUUGAGGCUAAGCAAGCUAACAUUCAAACCCGUCCUGUUUUGGUCGGUCCAGUCACUUUCUUGUACCUUGCUAAGGCUACCAAGGAAUCCUCUGUCAAGCCCAUUGAGCUUUUGCCCAAACUUACUGCUGUCUACGUUGAGCUCUUGAAGAAGCUUGUUGAAGCUGGUGCUGAAUCCGUUCAAAUUGACGAGCCCAUCCUUGCUCUCGAUUUGUCUAAGGAGGUUCUUGACAGCUACAAGUCAACCUACGAGACUCUUGCUCAAGGUGGUGCUAAGCUCAUUUUGACUACCUACUUUGGUCCCUUGAAGGAUAACAUCGAAGUCUUGAAGGGUCUUCCUGUUGCCGGUAUUCACGUCGAUGUUUGCCGUGCUCCUGAAAACUUGGAUGCUGCUCUUUCCAUUCUCGAUGACAAGCAAAUCCUUUCUGUUGGUAUUGUUUCUGGUCGUAACAUUUGGAAAACUGAUUUCCAAAAGGCUGUUGCCGUUAUCGAAAAGGCCAUUGCCGCCAUUGGCAGUGAACGUGUUAUCGUCGCUUCUUCUUCUAGCAUUCUCCACAUCCCUCACUCUCUCACUGGAGAAGACCAAUUGAAGCCUGAAAUCAAGCGCUGGUUCGCUUUUGCCGUCGAGAAGUGUGCUGAAUUAGCCAUCUUGACCAAGGCUGUUAAUGAGGGUCCCGCUUCCGUUCGUGAAGAACUUGAAGCUAAUGCUGCCGAUGCUAAGGCUCGUGCCGAAUCUCCCAUCACUAACGUUAAGGCUGUUCGUGACCGUCAAGCUGCUGUUACUCCCGAAAUGCACACCCGUGCUACUCCCUUCGAAAAGCGUUACGCUCUUCAACAAGAAUCUCUCAAGCUCCCUCAAUUCCCCACAACCACUAUUGGUUCUUUCCCUCAAACUAAGGAGAUUCGUGUUACCAGAAACAAGUAUGUUAAGGGCUCGAUUUCUGCUGAAGAAUAUGAUGCUUUCAUCCGCAAGGAGAUUACCGACGUUGUCAAGUUCCAAGAGAACAUUGGUCUUGAUGUCUUGGUCCAUGGUGAACCCGAACGUAACGAUAUGGUUCAAUACUUUGGUGAAAAGAUGGAAGGCUUCGUUUUCACUGUUAACGGAUGGGUCCAAUCUUACGGAUCUCGCUGUGUCCGUCCUCCUAUCAUCGUUGGUGACGUUUCCCGUCCUGGCCCCAUGACUGUCAAGGAGUCUGCUUUUGCUCAAUCCAUCACUUCCAAGCCUAUGAAGGGUAUGCUUACCGCCCCCAUCACCAUUUUGAGAUGGUCCUUCCCUCGUGACGAUGUGGAAGAAUCUGUUCAAGCUCAACAAAUUGCUCUCGGUUUGAGAGACGAAGUUUUGGACCUCGAAAAGGCUGGCGUUCGUGUCAUUCAAUGUGAUGAACCCGCUUUGCGUGAGGGUCUUCCCCUUCGUCGUGCUGACUGGUCUCAGUAUGUCGAUUACGCUGUCAAGGCUUUCCGUUUGGCUACUGGUGGUGUUAAGGAUGACACUCAAAUUCACUCUCAUUUCUGUUAUUCUGACUUUAAUGAUAUCUUUGAUGCUAUUCAAGGAUUGGAUGCUGAUGUUGUUUCCAUCGAGAAUUCCAAGUCUGAUAUGAAAUUGAUGUCUGUUCUUAGCAACUACAAGUCUUGUAUUGGACCUGGUCUUUUCGACAUUCACUCUCCUCGUGUUCCUCCUGUUGAGGAAUUCAAGGAGCGUAUUGAUGCUCUUGUUAAGUCUGUUCCUAAAGACCGUCUUUGGAUUAACCCUGACUGUGGUUUGAAGACUCGAGGCUGGCCCGAGACCACCGCUGACUUGGAGAACAUGAUUGUCGCUACCCGUAUGGCUCGUAACGAGAAUGCUUAAGGGUUAGCCUAACGGUGUUGAUAUCCAAGUAGGCAUGAUCAUGUAUACUUAAUAAGGAAAGAAAAAAGAAAAUAAAAGGUUGGUUGUUAACCUUCAACAUGGUUAACCGGUAAUGAAACGAUUUAUGCUUAUGGUAAUGUUUCUAAAACCGCAUAGCUGUUUUCUCAUCAACUGAGGGUAACAAGUUGAUAAAUUUUUGCUAUGCGUUGGCAUCUUUUGUCUAAUUCUUUUUAAUAAUAGAUUAAGAAAUUGCAUUAUUCCUUCUAAGGUUACUUAUUGAGAGUCAAGGUAAUGGAGUAGAGUAAAUAAGUAGGCGAAUUGUGUAGGUCAG